Messenger RNA from Wyeomyia smithii (pitcher-plant mosquito), 3148 nucleotides. RefSeq names its product somatostatin receptor type 2-like. Lineage: Eukaryota; Metazoa; Arthropoda; Insecta; Diptera; Culicidae. The record is from RefSeq and is a predicted model, not a curated record. Gene Ontology annotation, molecular function: somatostatin receptor activity; peptide binding. Gene Ontology annotation, cellular component: membrane; neuron projection. Gene Ontology annotation, biological process: G protein-coupled receptor signaling pathway. The coding region runs from base 768 to 2348 and encodes 526 amino acids. The transcript has a single exon.
GCCGGUCAGACGCUUUAAUCGGCACAGCUUCAGACAGAGACAAAGUGCUCGGAGCAGAUGUCUUGUUGUCUUAGAGAUAUUUCUGAAGCUACACAUGCCGUACUAUGAGUGUGAGAUGAAAGUGAUAUCCAUAUGUGGUCUGCGUGUAACUUCCUGGUUAGGAAAGAUAGAAAACGAAUUUAUGUGUUUAGAUUGAAAAAGAAAACACGUGAAUCGUGUAUAUACGUAUAUAACGAACCGAACGGUGGGAUAACAUAAAUUAUUAUUAACGUACGCGAGGUGUGAAAGAAAUCGCAGAUAAAAUGCUGAUGCUCUUUGUUUCGGAUUGUCCGACCAGGUGUUGAAUAAUGAGUUCAAUAAACAUGGUCUGAUUUCAUCGAAAAGCGAGCGAGGGUGAAGCGUGUGAAUUCACGAGCGAGGAGAUUGAGAACAGAAAUGAUCGCUGUCUGUUUGGAAAAUAUUUAUUUGUUCUACGCACUCGCUCAACACGAUGAAAAAUGGAAUGAAAAAUCGGGUGAAAAGACGAAUUAAUGAAAUUUUAUACCCGCUCGUUGAUCUCGGUAAGGUGACCGCCAAUAAGCGGUUGUCGCUAAAAAUAAGUGUGUGCUGCUCCAGAUGUGAUAUUUCAACAGUUUAACAGCAAGCUCAGUUGGACAGUAAUAAGACUACGGAUUAAUCUAUCCCCGAGGUGUAAUGACAGAAUAAAACGUUACAUACAGUAACGAAUUUUCAUGAACCAAAGUGAGGUUUGCAUCAACUAAAGUGAAAUGGAGUGGGAUUACAGGAACGGUACGAACGGGAUUACCAUCGCAGACUCCGGCAGUGGCACAACUGCGACAACAACGUCUAGGUUAGAUGUGAUCCCGCCAGCACUAUCACCACCUGCUGCCGGGCUGACAUUUCCUUCGGAUUUGCUCACGUUGAUUCGCCAGACAGCCACCGUUUCCGCCUCCAACAACUUGUCCUAUCUUUUGAGUAAUUUCACGAAAGCGCUAACAUCGACAUCUACAGAUUUCAAUAUAUCACGACGAUUUCCGCCCUAUCCGUUCUUUCCCUUCUACAACGAUUCGGCAUUUGAUUCCUGCCCUUCUAUUCAGAUGCCAAUAGGGAAUCUGAUCUCUAUGAUCCUUUAUGCCGUCGUUGCAAUCGUGGGUCUGUUCGGAAACACAUUGGUAAUUUAUGUGGUGUUGCGAUUCUCCAAGAUGCAAACCGUAACCAACAUGUACAUCCUGAACCUUGCAAUUGCGGAUCAGUGCUUUCUGAUUGGCAUCCCAUUCCUCAUUACAACGAUGCACCUGGGCGAGUGGACCUUUGGAAAUGGAAUGUGUAAAGCGUAUAUGGUAUCCACCUCGAUUACGCAGUUCACGUCGUCUAUAUUUCUCUUCAUCAUGUCUGCCGAUCGGUACAUUGCGGUCUGCCACCCAAUUUCAUCACCACGCUUUCGAACACCAUUAGUGUCAAAAAUAGUAUCGUUUUUCGCCUGGACAAUGUCGGCUCUGAUUAUGCUGCCAGUGAUGCUUUACGCCAACACUAUUCAACGCGACAAGGGAAAGCUCUCGUGUAACAUUGUGUGGCCAUCGGAAAACGCCGGUAACUCUGGAACCACCUUCACCUUGUACUCGUUGUUUCUUGGAUUUGCGUUUCCUCUUUCACUAAUUCUGAUGUUCUACUAUCUUGUAAUAAAGAAGCUUCGAACCGUUGGCCCGAAAAAUAAAUCAAAGGAAAAGAAACGUUCGCAUCGCAAAGUUACCAAGCUUGUAUUGACGGUCAUUACGGUAUAUGUGCUCUGCUGGUUGCCGUACUGGAUAUCACAAGUAGCACUCAUACAUUCACCGCCGGAUAUCUGUAAAUCGCGACUAGAAAUCACCGUUUUCGUCUUGGUCAGCUGUCUCGGAUAUUCUAAUUCAGCCAUGAAUCCGAUUUUGUACGCCUUUCUAUCGGAUAACUUUAAAAAAAGUUUCUUGAAGGCUUGCACCUGCACCAAGGGUAAGGACAUUAACGCACAGUUGCAGAUAGAAAACAGCUUUUUUCCUCGCUUCGGGCGCAAUCGCGGUUCCGAGAGGGGCAAUUCGACUAAGAUUUUACCCGCUGGACGGCAAAAGGUUGCCGAUCAGAACAACCCCAAUGACACCGUCAACAACUACACAAACGUAAACGGAAACAAUACCGGUAGUGGCAGCGGGGCCAGUGGCGCUGGUGUCAUCACAGGAGGUCUAACCAGCAAUGGAAAUAACGGAAACAACGGAAACACAACUACGACGACCACGGGAACGGCCAACGCAGUGCCGAUUGCAAGCAAAGUCUUCGAUGCCAGUGCGAGACCCCCCGUGUUGCACACCGAUCUAUAAGCUGCACCGAGGAGUGUUGUUACUGCUGUGAGUUGAAGUAAAUAUAUGGAGCAGACUGGUGAUUUGUGCCCCGGUACCGUGCGUACUUUCGUAGAAUAAGUUUACUCAGAGAAACAAUAUCAACAUCGAACAAAUUAAAUUGUCAGCGCAGGUUACGGUACGUGGGCGUGUAAACGGCCAGCCAUGAUAGGUGAGCGUCAAACCGAAUCCUGCAACUGAAAUAUGAAAGUAAUCGUUUUUAAUCGCGUCACUUAAUUGGAAACGCGUAAAAAGUAAUUGCUUUUUGAAAGGCGGGAAGUGCAACGAUAGAGUUAUAUGAUUCACGGUGACUGCUGGGGACGAAAGUGAAACUGUGACUGACGUUAUUUCUACCCCAAGUUCAGAUUUUAGCAGAAUGGGGAAUUAGACUCUUUCAGUUUGAUGUGUAACCUUUUUAAGUUCUUCAGUUGUGAUGUAAUAAAUAUUCUGAAACAUUCAUUCAUUUCUUUCAUUAAAACCGUUUCAUGCUUACGUUUUUGUAUCAAUUUGAAAUAUUAUUAAAACAAUAAGUUCAAUUUCGCACUAUAAGCGUUACGGAAUUUAUGAACACCGCCUUUUCACAAAGAGAGAUAUGGUUUUGUUGUUGAAUUGUUGGUACAAUUUCGAUUGUGUAUAUGGUCGGCGUGCGAACAGACCGAACCAAGCGCCAUUUUUUUGAAAUUGAACUUUCAAUACCAGUUGAUGUCAAAAUUGAUUAUCUAUCUUUCACGAAUAAAGGAAAUAAUUUCAUCAGUUUAUAAUGGUAAUAAAACAAAAAUUUU